This is a messenger RNA of Xylaria bambusicola, 2937 nucleotides long. RefSeq lists its product as uncharacterized. Lineage: Eukaryota; Fungi; Ascomycota; Sordariomycetes; Xylariales; Xylariaceae. The record is from RefSeq and is a predicted model, not a curated record. The transcript is spliced from 3 exons. The coding region runs from base 1 to 2937 and encodes 978 amino acids.
AUGGACGCGUUAGCUGUAUCAGCGGCUGUCUUUCAAUUUAUCGAUUUCACCUGCAGCCUUAUUGCCAAAGGCGUCUCCAUACAUUCAUCCAUGACUGGUCUUGCCCUAGAUUAUGAGGAGCUUAAGAACAUCACAGCAUCUCUUUUGCAGAACAAUAAUGAUAUCCAAGAGUCCCUAUCACGCAGAAACAUCGCCACGCAACUGACGAAGAACGAAGAAGACCUUCAAAAGAUUGCCAGUGAUUGCCAGGGGGUCGCGGAGGAGCUAAUGGAUGUCCUAACUAAUCUCACAUCAAAGGGCCCCAAAUCAAAAUGGCGCUCGUUCCGAUACGCUCUGCAAGCCACAUGGAACGAAGGGAAGGUGAAGUCACUAGAAAACAGACUAGAUCGUUAUCGACAGCAGGUGAUGGCAAUCAUUCUAAGCUGUCUAAGGAGCCAGGCAGAAAUGCUGAUCCAAGAGCAGUCAUCCACGCGGCAAUCGGUUGAGAGGAUUGAGGAGCUACAACGGAACAGCAAAAUGGCUGGGGAUCGCUUCAUAGAAGGAUUCAUGAACGGGGGAGAAUGGAAACGCGACCUGGUCCGAAUGAUUCACGAGCAGGGGCGGGGAAAUUGCCAGGCAAUGGCCAAUCGAAGCCGAGCUGAGAAUGAUGAGAAAGGGCGGGCGUCAGACGCAGUGGUGGCACAGGAACAGCGUGUCCGAAAACGUAUACUGCACGAGCUAGCAUUCAAGAAUAUGAAUGACCGAGAAAGGCGGAUUCCCGAGGCACACGAACAAACGUAUAAAUGGAUUUUUCACAACCCUACAGCAGACACUAAAUCAUGGUCCAGCUUCGUAGAUUUUUUGAAGAGCCCGUGCAAGAAGAUUUACUGGAUCACGGGCAAACCGGGCUCAGGAAAGUCAACCCUAAUGAAAUACAUUAGGCAUCAGGCUCGGACCACCGAGCAGUUGAAAAACUGGAGCGGCGGUUCCCAAGUCAUCCAAGCAGCGUUUUACUUCUGGAAUAGCGGCUCGCACAUGCAAAUGUCCGUAGAAGGCCUUCUACAGGCGGUCUUGCAUGAUUGCCUCCAGCAGCUACCUACCCAGGUUAUUCAGGAUGUCCUACCAGAAAGAUGGGAAGUAUUAACCCUUUUCGACGACGACGACUAUCCUUGGAGCUGGGGGGAGGUGGCUGAGGCUCUGAGGAGGCUGAUUAUAGACUGCCUGCCCGAGAAGAAGUUUUACUUCAUGCUUGACGGCCUUGAUGAGUGUUCGGGAGACCAGACGCAACUUAUGCACCUAAUCAGAGAACUUGCUGACGACACGGAAAAUUUAAAGCUGUGUGUUGCAAGUCGCAUGUGGAACAAUUUCCAGGACGCAUUCAAGGAUCGGCCAAGCUCAAUGCUUCACGAUCUUUCUGCUGCCGACAUUAGCCUGUUCAUCACAUCCAAGUUCUCUGCCAACGAAGGCUUUGCCGAGCUACAGGUACGAGAACCAUAUCAAGCACAAUUACUCUUGGAGAAAAUUGCCGAAAAGGCCGAGGGCGUCUUUCUUUGGGUACACCUUGUAGUCCAGUCUCUGCUCGAAGGGAUGACCAACGGAGAUGGGCUCCGGGAUCUUCAUAGCCGGCUCGAAGAACUCCCGCCUGAUCUUGAAGAUCUGUAUGCCAAGAUUUUAAACAGUCUGGAAGAGCGGUACAUAGACCAAGCAUCUCGACUUUUCCAGAUUGUCAGGGCUUGCGAUGUCUCGCCCACCUUGCUACGUAUCGCGCUGGCCGACCUCGAAGAGGAUUAUGCCAUACAGGCACCAACAAAGCCAAUGACUAACAAGGACCGGUUGGCUUUAUGCAAGAAUAUGAAAAGAAAACUGGUUAGUCGAUGCCGUGGGCUCCUUGGCAUUUCCUCAAGCCCAAUAUUUAAGCUCGAGGAAAACAGUUCGGCGUUAGACAUCGAAGCCAGCAUGAGUGAUAAUGAAGAUAUUGUGGCGGGCCUGGAGGUCCAAUACCUCCACAGAAGUGUUCGGGACUACAUCGAGACACCUGAAGUAUGGUCAUGGCUCCUCUCAGUCCAUGAAAAGCCCUUCAGCCCGCAUUUCCUUGUCCUUUUAAAAGCAAACUUACUAGGAAUGAAAGGUUUGAACCCAGUAUCAUUAUCGGCGAGACAGAUGAGCUUUCACUUAUGGAUGGCGAUCAAAUACGCGAAAAGAUCCCUCAAUACCCGUUCGACGGAGCAAACACGGGAGACCAUCCUUCUUCUUGACGAAAUAGACAAUGUUGCUACACUUCUCACACGCUCUUCCACUACACCAGAUGCGCCUUUCGCGGGUCGCUGCGGCGUUCGUGGAGACGACCACUGGUCAUCAUUCUUUAUUUCAGGGGUUCCGGACCCGUCCUUUCUGCACUUAAUGGCCAUAUGUGGUGUUCAUGAGUACUUGGAAACGCACCUGCAGAGUGUCGGCUCGAAAAAUUCCGAUGGCAAUUGUGACAAGAUGCCUCUCAUCAUCUCAGCCAUAGAAGGCACCCCGAUUAUCCUAGAGAGAAGUGGGUACGAUCAUCUGCCUGGCCCUCAUUUCAACGUACUUGAAACGCUGCUACGAAAUGGAGACGACUGUCAUAAGCCAUACCAAGGCCGCUCAGCUUGGGAUUUGGCAAGGAAUGGAAAAAGAACUGACCUACUCCGGCUAUUCGAGAAAUAUAGGGGCAAGCCGCCCCAAUCGAGUGGCAGCGACAAUUGUCCCGAGCAAGAAGUAGAUGAUGGGGACGGAUAUGGAACAGAUAAUGAAUCCAUCACGUCAGUAGGGGCUGUGGCGGGAUAUCUGGACGGAUAUGGAACAGAUAAUGAAUCCAUCACGUCAGUAGGGGCUGUAGCGGGAUAUCUGGACGAGAUGGAUAAUAGAAGUAAAGCGCAGCCAUUACCGAUGCUAAGUGUCCUAGAGAACGACACACGAAGGAGAGAUGAGUAA